AUGGCGGCGGUCAACGACAGUCAAGGAGGCUGGACAGAAUGGUUCGAUAGAGACGACCCUUCUGCAUCUGGAGACUGGGAAACUCUUUGCAGGCUCCGCAAAGAGAACCCUGGAAAGAUCUGCCCUAGACCAGCAGCUAUCGAAGCCAAGACUCUAUCUGGGCUCACUGUGGCUGCAGCAGGGGACGUGAUUUACAAAAAUGACAUAACUUCAGGAUUUAUCUGCAGAAACAAAGACCAGAUCAACAAUAAGAAGUGCAACGAUUAUCGUGUUCGCUUCAGCUGCUAUCCCCCCUUUUGUGAAAGAGGAGUGUGUUGGACCAGCUGGUUUAAUCGCGAUGAUCCUGGCACAACAGGAGACUGGGAGGUUUUAAGUGAACUGAAGAAACAAAACAAAAUUUGUGACAACCCUCUGUAUGUGGACGCUGUUACCACUGACACGAUGACCCCAGCCAUCUACACAGGGGAGACCUUUUACAUGUACAAUCCAACUGAUGGAUUUGUUUGCCGCAAUAAGGACCAGACUACUGGCAAGUGCAGUGACUACAAAGUUCACUUUGGAUGCCCAUGUAACAACUGA
This is a messenger RNA of Haplochromis burtoni (Burton's mouthbrooder), 579 nucleotides long. RefSeq names its product cartilage intermediate layer protein 2 (gene muc5.7). The transcript has 5 exons. Bases 1 to 579 code for a protein of 192 amino acids. NCBI's taxonomy places the organism in Eukaryota, Metazoa, Chordata, Actinopteri, Cichliformes, Cichlidae. The record is from RefSeq and is a predicted model, not a curated record.